GUUGGGUUAGGGCUGCGCCUGUCAGUGAGGGCGGCGGGAUGGCGGCGCUUUAUGCUUGCACCAAGUGCCACCAGCGCUUCUCCUUCGAGGCGCUCAGCCAGGGCCAGCAGCUCUGCAAGGAGUGUCGGAUUGCACACCCCAUGGUUAAAUGUACUUACUGUAGAACCGAAUUCCAGCAAGAGAGCAAAACCAACACAAUAUGCAAGAAGUGCGCUCAGAACGUGAAACUUUACGGGACGCCAAAACCUUGCCAGUAUUGCAACAUAAUUGCAGCUUUUAUCGGUAACAAGUGCCAGCGUUGCACAAACUCAGAGAAGAAAUACGGGCCGCCACAUUCCUGUGAGCAGUGUAAGCAACAGUGUGCAUUUGACAGGAAAGACGACAGGAAAAAAGUGGAUGGGAAGUUACUCUGCUGGCUUUGCACGCUGUCCUAUAAAAGAGUGUUACAGAAGACCAAAGAACAACGUAAACACCUGAGCGCCUCCUCUCGGACAAGCUUGCCGGAGAAGGAGCAGUAUGGCCAGCUUAGCAGCAGUAGCCACUACAACAGCCAGAAAACAUUAUCUACAUCUUCUAUUCAGAAUGAAAUCCCAAAGAAAAAGCCCAAGUUUGAUGCCAUAUCAGCCAAUGGGGACAGCGUUCCUUCCUCUCCCGAGAUGCUUUGCCCCCCUAUCCAGAGUGCCCCGUCCGUGUUGGUGCAGUGGGCUGCGUCCCAACAGAGUCUCGGUGCCCAUGAUUGUCCUGUUUCUCAAGGCACUGACAUCCUGAAUUUUUCUCCAGACCUGGCCCUGGACUCCCCUGGCACAGACCACUUUGUCAUCAUAGCCCAGCUGAAGGAGGAAGUGGCGACUCUCAAGAAAAUGUUGCACCAGAAGGAUCAGAUGAUACUGGAAAAAGAGAAGAAGAUAACUGAACUGAAGGCUGAUCUGCAGUACCAGGAAUCCCAGAUGAGGGUUAAAAUGAACCAAAUGGAAAAGACUCACAAGGAGGUCACAGAACACUUGCAGGCCAAGAACAGAGAGCUCCUGAAACAAGCGGCAGCUUUAUCCAAGGGCAAAAAGCCUGAGAGAUCAGGAGUGAUCACUUCCCCAUAAACACAGUCCAGGAACUCUUCCCACAUGAAGGAUUCUUUCAGCUGCAAACCCACUGGUUCCUUUCCAGGACCUCACUUGGUUGUUAUUGCUAUGGAAACCCCUGUGUGUGACCAUUCAAUAGCUUGCUUGAGUGUUGGGUUUCAAUAGCUUGUUCUCCUGUCCUAGUACAACGGCAAGAGUGGUUGGCAGCAUGGCUUCCACCACCCCCAUCCUUCUGAGCCCAUGAACAACACACUUUCAAUGUAGAGACUUUUUCCCCCCUCAUUCGGUUUCAUUAUCGCUGCCCUUGAGUUGGUAACGAAAGAGGGACUGGGCUGGAAUCAGAUUCUCCACAGGCUUCUGUUGCUUUCUCUUUAACUAGGCAUGUAGUGAUGGGAGCCAAUUUUAAAACUCUGUUUGCAUCCAGCUUUUUAAAAGGAAAUACCAAACUCUCCUUAUUUUUUUUUAAUAUUUAAAAUUUUAUUAUUAUUUCAAAACACAAACAGGCAGACACUACAAAAAAAGGGGGGUAACAUACAAAAUUAAAAUAGACUUCCGAUUUUCUCCACAGCAAAACUAUGUAACUAUAUUUUCUCUUACUCUAUAAUUACCAAAAAAAAGUUCCCCCCUUUCUAUUAUCUUAACAUUUUCUUCUUAUUCAUUGAAUCCACAGAUCAAGAAAUCAUUUUUUUCUAGUCCCCGCAAAAAGUCUAUAAGAGGUUUCCAUUCGGUUACAAACAUAGAUGUUGACUUUUCUCUGAUUAUUGACGUAAGUUUUGCCAUCUCCGCCAACUCCAACAACUUCACCAGCCAUGCAUCCGUUGUAGGUAAUGUUGAGCCUUCCCACUUUUGUGCAUAUAAAAGUCUCCUUAUUUAUAGAACGUUUAUGUGUUGCCCUGGUAUUCAGAGAACCUUGAGUCCUUCUCAGAUAUUUCCAUUUUGCGGAAUUGGCGGUGCAGAAUAACUCUGGAUUCUAGAGGUUAAAGGUCUCUGGGCACAAAAUAAUUGGAGACAUCAAGAGGAUUCACUAAUUAGGAUGUCACUUACCCUGUGUUUUUUAUUAUUAUGCUAAGUUAUAUGAACUUGCUUUUUCUUUCUUGAGAAUAGUGCCUGGUGGGGGUCUUGAGCAUCUUUGGCUUCUCUUUCUUCUGUUCUUUCAUUCUGUUUGGGGUCAUGGUGGUGGAGAGAAAGUAAGUAUUUUGCUAAGAUCAGAGGUACGGUGAGGACACUGCUAAGGAAUGUGGGAUCAAUUCAGUGGUAGCAAGGCGCAGCUAUGCAGAAUUUCUAGGGAGCUGAGCAGAGAAUGGGCACCACUUUUCCAAUUAAGUUGGCAGCAAUACAAAAUGAGUUUGGGGUGUGCUGGGAAAGAAGGGUGGAUAGUUCCCGAAACAAUGACACCAACUUCACAGAAAAAGGAGGCUGCUUGAAGUGCCCGGUAAGGUCAACAGAGAAUCCAGACUCCUAAAGAAGGCAAACUCCAUGUUAGGCGUUAUAAGAAAAGGAAUUGAGAAUAAAACAGCCAGUAUCAUACUGCCCUUAUACAAAUCUAUGGUGCGACCACACUUAGAAUACUGUGUACAGUUCUGGUCGCCAUGCCUAAAAAAGGAUUAUUAUAGAGCUGGAAAAAGUGCAGAAAAGGGCAACUAAAAUGGUCAAGGGACCGGAGCAUCUCCCCUAUGAGGGAAGGUUACAUCAACUGGGAUUGUUUAGCUUGGAAAAAAGGAGGCUAAGGGGAGACAUGACAGAGGUGUACAAAAUUAUGCAUGGUAUGGAGAAUGUGGAUAGGGAGACAUUUUUCUCCCUCUCUCUCUCUCUCUCAAAAUACUAGAACCCGGGGUCAUCCCAUGAAGCUGAUUGGUGGGAGAUCCAGGACAAAUAAAAGGAAGUACUUCUUCACACAGCGCAUAGUUAAAUUAUGGAACUCACUACCAUAAGUUGUAGAGAUUGCCACCAAAUUGGAUGGCUUUAAAAACGGGUUGGAUAAAUUCCUGGAGGCAAAGGCUAUCAAUGACUACUAGCCCUGAUAGUUGUGUGCUAUCGCCAGUAUUCGAGGCAGUAAGCCUGUGUGCACCAGUUGCUGGGGAACAUGGGUGGGAGGGUGCUGUUGCACCAUGUCCUGCUUGUUUAUCCCUGGCUGAUGGCUGGUUGGCCACUGUGUGAACAGAGCGCUGGGCUAGAUGGACCCUUGGUGUGAUCCGGCAUCAGGGCUCUUCUUAUGUUCUUAACCCCUGUCCUAAUUAGUAGAGAGAUUAUAUGAACUUUGCAACUGUGUGAGCCCUGCCCUGGGGCUUCUCUUGGAAAAUAGCAAGCCUUCAGAUGCAGCGGAGAUCACUGCCUGUAGGUGUCUGGAUAACAGAAGGGUCAGGGGAGCAAACACAGCAAUCCGAGAUGUGAAAUUCGCCUUUUAUAUGAUUAGAGACAUGUGCAGCAGCUGAGUUUUAAUGUAUAUUUUAAUAAAUAUUUAUUAAGGAUGAUUUUCUUCAAUAGCACUUUGAAGACUUACAAGCCUCAAAUAUGGAGGAAAGAAUAUUGAAAGGAAUACACUGCUGUGGGUUAUUUAGUUUUUAAUCUUGUUUUGCUUUUUUAAAAAACGAACACACAUACCUUGGCCUUGUUAAGAGUCUUCUGCCCUGGUAGGAGUGCCACAGCAGAAACCUAAUUUUUAUACAUAAAACAUUUUUAGGAACAACUGAUUCACAGAAAUUUAACCGAGAUUGGAUUUUACCUUCCUCAGUCUACAAAACAAUUAAGUCAAGGAGAAGGCUUUUUCUGUAAAUAGUGGGGUUUUUUUUCUUAAUUGUGACAAUUUGAUCAUGCAUAAAAGUGGGUGAUUUAUAGUGAUGCUGUUUUUUCUUUCUACGUUUGUAACAAUGGCAGUUUUGAAGAGAUGCAUUGAUUUGUACAAAAAAGAAAAGAAAUGUAAAAUAAAAACUGUGGUUUUGGGGAGGGAGGGAAUCUUUCCGUGGUUUCACGUUUUGAUAUUUUGUCUAUGAGUCAGCAGAGAGAAUCCAUUUUUUCUGUGGCUUGGGCCUGAUGCAGCCAUGGACCAUUGGCGUGAAGCACAAAAAGCUUUUGGUGCUAUUGUGGAAUUUGAUGUACGUAGAGGAUUAAACAGUAUUUUCUGUAA
This is a messenger RNA of Elgaria multicarinata webbii, 4200 nucleotides long. RefSeq names its product family with sequence similarity 76 member A (gene FAM76A). NCBI's taxonomy places the organism in Eukaryota, Metazoa, Chordata, Lepidosauria, Squamata, Anguidae. Gene Ontology annotation, cellular component: nuclear speck. The coding region runs from base 39 to 1094 and encodes 351 amino acids. The record is from RefSeq and is a predicted model, not a curated record. The transcript is spliced from 10 exons.